Musa acuminata subsp. malaccensis (wild Malaysian banana) is the source of this 1462-nucleotide messenger RNA. Its product is annotated as probable RNA 3'-terminal phosphate cyclase-like protein. Gene Ontology annotation, molecular function: RNA endonuclease activity. Gene Ontology annotation, biological process: ribosome biogenesis; endonucleolytic cleavage of tricistronic rRNA transcript (SSU-rRNA, 5.8S rRNA, LSU-rRNA). The record is from RefSeq and is a predicted model, not a curated record. Lineage: Eukaryota; Viridiplantae; Streptophyta; Magnoliopsida; Zingiberales; Musaceae. Gene Ontology annotation, cellular component: nucleolus.
GGGAAAAGUAUGAAUAUUAGGGUUUGCAGGGUUUAGCGGGGACAGAGCGGCGGAAGAGAGGAGGACGAGUUCGGCGAUGGGGAAGACGUCGUACGUCAGGCUGAAGGGGAGCCGCCAGUUCCGGCAGCGUCUCCUCCUUUCGACGCUUUCCUCGACCCCGAUCCUCGUGGAGGAUAUUCGCUCGGACGACACCUCGCCGGGGCUCCGGCCUCACGAGGUUUCCCUCCUCCGCCUCAUCGAAAAGGUCUCCGACGACUGCACCGUUGAGAUCAACGAGACCGGGACGAAACUGAGGUAUAAGCCGGGAGUUCUUAUGGGAGGGAAGUAUUUAGUGCAUGACUGUGGUCUCAACCGCUCCAUGGGAUACUUCCUCGAGCCGCUGAUCUUGAUCGGCCUGUUUGGCAAGAAGCCCCUCUCAAUUAGGCUCAAAGGGAUCACAAAUGAUUCUAAGGAUCCAUCUGUUGAUACCUUUCGGACAACAACAUUGCAUAUGCUCAAGCGUUUUGGUGUCCCUUUAGAAGGACUGGAGUUGAAAAUUGAGAGCCGGGGGGCUCCUCCUCUUGGUGGUGGGGAGGUUGUUCUGGGGGUUCCGAUUGUACCAAACAGCUUGACCGCAGCCCAUUGGGUUGAUGAAGGAAUGGUUAAGAGCAUUAGAGGGGUGACAUUCUCGACACGAGUAUCUCCGCAGAUUGCAAAUCGUAUGAUAUAUGCAGCUCGUGGAGUCUUCAAUCGCUUCAUUCCUGAUGUUCAUAUCUUUACGGACCACAGAUCUGGUCCAGCUGGUGGAAGAUCACCAGGCUAUGGCUUAUCAUUAGUUGCAGAAACUACUUCAGGCUGCUUAAUUUCUACAGACGUUGCAAUAAGCUAUCCUAAAGCUGACGAGACAGAUGUCAUGGAAGAUUCUGAGGAGAAGCCAGAGAUGUUGCCUCCUGAGGAUGUUGGUGUCCAAGCUGCUUCGAUGUUACUUGGGGAGAUAGAGCACGGGGGUGUAGUUGAUUCAACACACCAGGGCUUGCUCUUUCUCCUCUGUGCUCUAUGCCCCCCAGAUGUAUCCAAGAUUCGUGUCGGGAAGCUAACACCAUACGGGAUAGAGACUCUUAGAAAUAUCAGAGAUUUUCUUGGUGUCAAAUUUGUUAUAAAGCCUGAUCCAACUACGAACACGGUAAUACUGAAAUGCGUUGGAUGUGGGUUGAAGAAUCUUUCAAGAAAGAUAGCGUAAGCUGUGGAUACCAUUGAGGAAUCAACCAAGUUUUGGACGCUCUUUGGUUGUCUCCAGACAUGUAUUAUCAUAUCCUCUGGAAUUAGUAGUUUGAUGAAAUUAUAUUCGAGUGAUCACGACACCCAGCAGGCUGAUCUUUUCUGUGAGAUUUUUUGUGGGUUGAUUUUGUAAUUUAUUUCCUAAUAGUUUGAUUUAGUUAUCUUUUUAACCGUUGAAAGGAUGAAUUCAUUGUUUGAAGAAGUA